GCUCAGCCAGCGCAGCCUGCCCCGAGCGGCGGGCCGAUCGCCUCCAUCCCUCCGCAUUUGGUAUGCAUGAGCACUGCUGUUCCCACGCAGGAGCCCGCUGCUCUCUUAAGGAAGCUCGGAGGAGCGGCUCGCCCAGCCCAUCCCAGCCCUCUGCCCGCGCCCGGCGCGCCCUGCCCGGGGGAUGCCCCCAAGCCGGGCAGCGGGCGGGCGCUGCCAGCUCUGCGGCUCAUCUCCCGGCGGGGUCCGCGGGGGGUCAUGAAUCAGACCGACGCUCCCCGGCCGCUCAACUGGACCAUCCGGAAGCUGUGCCAUGCCGCCUUCCUCCCGUCCGUCAGGCUUCUUAAGGCACAGAAAUCAUGGAUAGAAAGAGCUUUUUACAAGAGGGAAUGUGUUCAUAUCAUACCCAGCACCAAAGACCCCCAUAGGUGUUGCUGUGGGCGUCUAAUAGGUCAACAUGUUGGACUGACUCCAAGUAUCUCCGUUAUCCAAAAUGAGAAAAAUGAAAGCAGGCUUACUCGCAAUGACAUCCAGUCAGAGAAGUGGUCCAUCAGCAAGCACACACAGCUCAGCCCGACGGACGCUUUUGGAACUAUUGAGUUCCAAGGAGGAGGCCACUCCAAUAAAGCCAUGUAUGUACGUGUGUCUUUCGACACAAAGCCUGACCUUCUUCUGCACCUGAUGACCAAAGAGUGGCAGCUUGAGCUCCCUAAACUUCUCAUCUCUGUGCAUGGGGGCCUUCAAAAUUUUGAACUUCAGCCAAAACUCAAACAAGUCUUUGGGAAAGGCCUCAUUAAGGCUGCUAUGACAACCGGAGCAUGGAUAUUCACUGGAGGAGUAAACACAGGGGUCAUUCGCCAUGUUGGAGAUGCACUGAAAGAUCAUGCCUCAAAAUCUCGAGGGAAGAUAUGCACCAUUGGCAUAGCUCCCUGGGGGAUUGUUGAAAAUCAGGAGGACCUGAUUGGCAAAGAUGUGGUCCGACCAUACCAGACGAUGUCCAAUCCCAUGAGUAAGUUGACAGUGCUCAACAGUAUGCAUUCUCAUUUCAUUUUGGCUGACAAUGGUACUACUGGCAAAUAUGGAGCAGAAGUGAAACUCCGUAGACAGCUGGAAAAGCACAUAUCACUUCAGAAGAUAAAUACAAGAAUUGGUCAGGGGGUUCCAGUGGUGGCCCUCAUUGUGGAAGGAGGUCCCAAUGUUAUCUCUAUCGUUCUGGAGUACCUGCGAGACACACCUCCUGUUCCUGUUGUGAUAUGUGAUGGCAGCGGUCGGGCAUCUGACAUCCUUGCCUUUGGUCACAAAUAUUCUGAAGAAGGAGGACUUAUCAAUGAGUCUUUGAGGGACCAGUUGCUAGUUACCAUCCAGAAGACUUUCACAUACACUCGAACCCAGGCACAACACCUCUUCAUUAUUCUCAUGGAGUGCAUGAAGAAGAAGGAGCUGAUCACAGUCUUUCGCAUGGGAUCAGAAGGACACCAGGAUAUUGAUUUAGCUAUCCUUACAGCAUUACUAAAAGGAGCUAACGCAUCUGCUCCCGACCAGCUGAGCCUGGCAUUAGCCUGGAACAGAGUAGACAUCGCUCGCAGUCAGAUCUUUAUUUACGGGCAGCAGUGGCCGGUGGGCUCCCUUGAGCAAGCAAUGCUGGAUGCACUGGUGUUGGACAGAGUGGAUUUUGUGAAAUUACUCAUAGAAAAUGGAGUAAGCAUGCAUCGGUUUCUCACCAUCUCCCGGCUAGAGGAAUUGUACAAUACGAGACAUGGACCAUCCAACACUCUGUAUCAUCUAGUCAGGGACGUCAAAAAGGGAAAUUUACCUCCUGAUUAUCGAAUUAGCCUGAUUGAUAUCGGUUUGGUGAUAGAGUACCUGAUGGGAGGAGCAUAUCGCUGCAAUUACACCCGAAAACGGUUCAGAACACUGUACCACAAUUUAUUUGGCCCCAAGAGGCCAAAAGCCCUGAAACUGUUGGGAAUGGAGGAUGAUGUCCCUUUGCGGCGAGGGAGGAAAACAACGAAGAAAAGAGAAGAAGAAGUUGAUAUUGACUUGGAUGACCCUGAAAUCAAUCAUUUUCCCUUCCCGUUCCAUGAGCUGAUGGUGUGGGCCGUGCUUAUGAAGCGUCAGAAGAUGGCCCUCUUCUUUUGGCAGCAUGGGGAGGAGGCUAUGGCUAAAGCACUGGUGGCCUGUAAGCUCUGCAAAGCCAUGGCCCAUGAAGCAUCAGAAAAUGACAUGGUGGAUGACAUAUCCCAAGAGCUGAACCAUAAUUCCAGGGACUUUGGCCAGUUGGCAGUGGAGCUGUUGGACCAGUCGUACAAGCAAGACGAGCAACUGGCAAUGAAACUGCUGACGUAUGAGCUGAAGAACUGGAGCAAUGCCACAUGCCUGCAGCUCGCAGUGGCAGCCAAGCACAGGGACUUCAUUGCUCACACUUGCAGCCAAAUGCUGCUCACAGACAUGUGGAUGGGUCGUCUCCGGAUGCGCAAAAAUUCUGGCCUAAAGGUAAUUCUAGGAAUUCUACUUCCUCCUUCAAUCCUCAGCUUGGAGUUCAAGAACAAAGAUGAUAUGCCUUACAUGUCUCAGGCCAAUGAAAUCCAUCUUCAAGAAAAGGAGCCAGAAGAACCAGAAAAACCAGUGAAAGAAAAAGAGGAGGAGGACAUGGAACUCACUGCGAUGCUGGGACGAGGGAAUGGAGAAUCCUCGAGAAAGAAAGAGGAAGAGGAAGUUCAGAGCAGGCAUAGACUGAUUCCUGUUGGAAGAAAGAUUUAUGAAUUCUACAAUGCUCCUAUUGUUAAAUUUUGGUUUUACACACUGGCAUAUAUAGGCUACUUGAUGCUGUUCAAUUAUAUAGUGUUAGUGAAGAUGGAUCGCUGGCCAUCUACACAGGAAUGGAUUGUCAUCUCAUACAUUUUCACUCUGGGAAUAGAGAAGAUGAGAGAGAUAUUGAUGUCAGAGCCUGGGAAACUGUUACAGAAGGUAAAAGUUUGGCUCCAAGAGUACUGGAAUGUUACGGAUCUCAUAGCUAUCCUCCUGUUCUCUGUUGGGAUGGUCCUCCGUCUGCAAGAUCUGCCACUCCGGAGUGAUGGCCGGGUCAUAUACUGUGUUAACAUCAUUUACUGGUAUAUACGGUUACUAGACAUCUUUGGAGUAAACAAGUAUUUGGGACCAUAUGUUAUGAUGAUUGGAAAAAUGAUGAUCGACAUGAUGUAUUUUGUCAUCAUCAUGUUGGUGGUUCUGAUGAGCUUCGGUGUCGCAAGACAGGCUAUUCUCUUCCCCAAUGAGGAGCCUUCGUGGAAGCUGGCAAAAAACAUUUUUUACAUGCCUUAUUGGAUGAUCUAUGGGGAAGUGUUUGCAGACCAGAUAGACCGUAAGCAAGUUUAUGAUUCUCAUACUCCAAAGUCAGCUCCUUGUGGUCAGAAUGAAACAAGAGAAGAUGGUAAAAUAAUCCAGCUGCCUCCCUGCAAAACAGGAGCAUGGAUUGUUCCUGCCAUCAUGGCCUGUUACCUCUUGGUUGCAAACAUCCUUUUGGUGAACCUUCUGAUUGCUGUUUUCAACAAUACAUUUUUUGAAGUCAAAUCCAUAUCCAACCAAGUAUGGAAGUUUCAAAGGUAUCAACUAAUCAUGACAUUUCAUGAAAGGCCAGUUCUCCCACCACCUCUGAUCAUUUUCAGCCACAUGACUAUGAUAUUCCAACACCUCUGCUGUAGAUGGCGGAAACACGAAAGUGACCCAGAUGAGAGAGACUACGGACUAAAACUUUUCAUAACUGAGGAUGAAUUGAAAAAAGUCCAUGAUUUUGAAGAGCAGUGUAUAGAAGAAUAUUUUAGAGAGAAGGAUGACAGAUUUAAUUCCUCCAAUGAUGAAAGAAUCCGUGUCACUUCAGAAAGGGUAGAGAACAUGGCCAUGCGACUGGAAGAAGUAAAUGAGAGAGAGCACUGCAUGAAGGCUUCUCUGCAGACUGUUGACAUCAGGCUUGCUCAGCUGGAAGAUAUGAUAGGACGAAUGGUGACAGCCUUAGAAAAAUUGACUGGCAUAGAGAGAGGUGAGACAACCAAGAUACGAUCCAGGACCUCAUCUGACUGUACAGAUGCAGCCUACAUUGUGAGGCAGAGUAGCUUCAAUAGUCAGGAAGGAAAUACUUACAAGCUUCAAGAGAGCAUAGAUCCUACAGGAGAGGAGUCCAUGUCCCCAACAUCUCCUACAAUCACACCCCGCAUGCGAAGCCACUCUUUCUAUGCAACAAAUAUGAAGGACAAGUGUGGGUUAGAAAAGUUUGAAAGCAUUUUUAAGGAAAGGUCUCCAAGCCUGCACCGGGCUAGCAGUUCCCACUCGAUAGCAAAAGAAGGAAAGGUUCCCUUAGCCCCUACCAGCACUUUGUCAAUUGCCCCAGACUCCAGAAGGCCUUCAUCUUGUAUAGACAUCUAUGUUUCUGCAAUGGAUGAGAUGCAUUCUGACACAGAGCCUCUUGACAGCUCCAUAAAUAUUCUUGGUACUGUAGAUGCAGCCCUACAGGCUCACAUAGCCUCUUCCAUUUUAGCUAACAGUGCGUAUAUUAGCAGUACACCUAGUGAAAAGAUUUCUGGCAGGAGUCUUGAUUAUGAGGAAACAUCUGGAAUAGAAACAAGAGCAUUUUCUUCAGACUAUUCACAAAUCACAGAUUGCCAAAUCCCCUGGGAUUCAGACCCUCCCUUGUACCACACUUUAGAGCGAUCCAAAAGCAGUCGUUAUCUGGCUACAACUCCGUUCAUUCUGGAGGAAACACCAAUUGUGAAAUCUCACAGUUUUAUGUUCUCACCAUCUCGAAGCUACUUCAGCAGCCUUGGUGUCCCAGUCAAAACAGCAGAGUACACAAGUAUUACAGACUGCAUAGACACAAGGUGUGUGAGCGCUCCCCAGACCAUCGCAGAGAGGGCCAGUUUUCCUGGAAGCCUUGGGGGCAAGGUGGAAGACUUGGGAUGCUGCCACCCAGAGAGGGAAGCAGAACUAAGCCACCCAAGCUCUGAUCAUGAAGAUAUUGAGUCCAAAGACAAGAAGGGAAUCCCCUUAUCUCCUCAAGAUAGCAAUGCCACAAGAACUCUGACCAACAGCAUCCCGCUUCCAAAAAUAGAGAGGGCCAACAGCUACUCUGCAGAGGAGUCCAACAUGCUGUAUGCACAGCACACACGGAAGAGCUAUUCAAUCAGUGAUAAACUUGACAGACAGCGAAAUGCAACGAGCCUGCGGAACCCCUUCCAGAGGAGCAAGUCCUCGAGGCCAGAGAGCAAAGGAGACAACCUGUCCAUGAGGAGACUAUCGAGAACAGGAGCCUUCCGUAGCUUUGAAAGCAAGCACAGCUAGGCCUAGACAAAGCUUGCAGGCAGGAUCAUCUGCUCUCCAGUCCAUUUUCCUUAGAAGAAUUAACACACCUCAUAUCAUUCCAUGUCAACUCCAGUUGGCAUCAGCCACCGGUCAAGGGAGCAUAUUUGUCAGUCUCAGCAGCUCCUGCUGAGCUACUGCAUCUUGACCCAGUUGACAUUUGCACUUAAGGAAAAAGGGAGGGAUGAAAUAUUUAUGAACACCUCAGUAAACAACAAGAAGAAAAAAAAGCCCCCUUUAUGAAGUCUCAAGUAAUAACUGAGUUCAGAAAUCUGCCUUUUACUAGAAGGCAUCCUAAGAUCUAUUAUUCACAAGUUUUUAGGACACAGGAAUUAACUGGCAAAAAGAAAUGUACAAAUUAGAUGUUCUAAACUUCAAUCACGACUUCCUUUUCAUCUGUUUCAUCAUUGUGAUGACUGAUGAAAAGCAUUUGUUAUUUCUGUAGGAACUGGCAGCAAAUAAACCUAAAGUCUCCCAAAUACCUUACUUCCCUACUCUUGUGUAAAUGAAGAAAGAUGAACAAGAUAACAACCAUAAAGUUCACUUGUCUCUUUUUGUAUCAACUUCUAGUGUCACAAAAAAAAAUAAUAAUAAAAAUAAAAAUUAAAAAAAAAAGCAGAAAGGGAACAGAAACACCUUUUGUACUGCAACUUAAAUGGAGGAAGAACUUAUGAUAAAAUAUCAGGUGAUUUCCUGUAUAAAAUAGGCAUUCUAGAUUCUAGGACAGCUGAGCAAGCUUAGGAUGAAUGUAAUUAAGCGGAAUAGCAUAUAUUUAUUUUUUUACCACGUUUGUCAUCAAUAUGUUGUCUCAUUAAAUCAAAGGAUGUGAUGGAACAGUAAGAAUGGGGUGAUCAGAGCAGAGCACAGCAAUACUGUCAGGUUCUCAAUGCUCCGUUUAAUUAAUUGUACAGACUGGAGAGGUUUACCCAUGAGGUUGCCACCAGGCUCUUCUUGCUGUUCCAUUUGAGCUGCCAAUUUUUCUCACCUAAAACUAUACACUUCUUUUUCUUUUUUUUAAUGAUGAUGUUGCUGUAUUUGAACAUUUCAAACUAUAUAAGAUUUAUCAAGAUUUACCUGGUCUAAAUCCAGAUUAACCAAAUUAGGCUGAGGUUGCUUAAAUGAAAGCAUUCUUAGCAGAAUACUGUAAAACACUAAAAGGUAUGUAGUAUAUGUUUUUAAGGUAAGUUAAAGAACCAGAAUGAAACUGGAAUUGUCUGUUAACAACAAAUUACAUCAGUUGCAAGUAUGCUUCCACUGUUCACUGUUCAGCAACAUAUUACACAACACGCAUUUUAGUGGGAGAAAGCAUAUUUGAUCUGUAAUAUAGUUGUGGGUUUUGUUUAAAGACAAUAGACUCCACUAACCUCACUCACAUACUUUCUAAGGGCCCACAGUAUCAACAGGAAUUUCAAACUUAUUAAGGAAAGAUAUCACUGUGGUCAGAGGAGAAAGGGUGUGCAGAAGACAGGAAGAUGUUAGCAAAGCAUAAAAAUCAACUGGACCAAAUUUCACAUCCUCUAUGAAGGGACUUUGAAGCUUGAAAAGAGUGAAGCUAGUGCUAUUAAAAAUUAAAACAUCUCUACAAUGACCAACAUCUGUGUAGAAUCAGGUCCUUUUUGUUCUUAAAUAAGAGCACAUGCAAGUGGGGUACAUGCUUCCCAUUUAUUUAAACGGGAAUUAUCUUCCAAACCUCUAAGGCAGCUUUGAAAAUGUAGGCUGACAUUUUCUCACUAGGAUCUCGCACUGGGAGACUCUAAGGAUCGUGUGAGAGUAAAGUCUGUAAGGCAACAAAUGCAGACAUAAAAAUAAUCAUCUGGCUCAAGACAAGAGGCAAAGAAGGUGAAUACCUUUAGGUACUGAGUCACUACGUUGGAAAGUUCAUUACAUAGAGAACUGCAACACGGACACGCUAAGCACAAUGUGUUUCGUGCUUCCUGCACCAAUGUGUUCCUUUCUUUAUCCUAUUUGACCAAGCCUUCAGUGAGCUAAACUCCACCAAGACACCAUGUUUAUGCAAUUGCCUUGCAGUCCAUGUGCAGCAUUAUGGUCACAUGGCAACACCAAGAAAGGUCAGAAACCUUUCUGUGCAUUAUGAAGCAUACUUGUAAUAGGCUGAUUGUUGAACAAUAGCAAAAAGCCCAGGGACAAAGGAACUUGUGUUUAACAAUCUGCUUCAAAUGUGCCAACUUUUGUUAGCAGCCUUUACUAAGGCUUCUCCAAAUCUAUCUGUCCUUGAUGAGUAUAGGGGGAUCUUCUCGCUCUGUUUUCUUUGUUACUUUUACGAAUGUCUUCUAAAACUAUUCGUGGACUCUUCCACCUCCACCAUAUUUCUGGCCUACUCUAGAGGAACUUCAAAUUCAUUAGAAAUUCGUCAGCAGUGAUUAGUUCGAGGCAUAGGGCUCUCCUCUGGGGUAGAUUUUAUCGCUUAGUUUGUCAGGGUAAAGGAAUUUGCCAAACCCAGAAGCUGUAUAAACAUUUAAGAUACAGCACUUUAUUGAUCUGGAACACACAUUCCAGGUAAAAGGAAACAGGACACUUUAUUUACCUCUUAAAAUUUGCCAUUAUAUAUAAAAUGUAAAUUCAGAUGUUAAAAGUGUGAUUGCAAGAUGUCAGAACACUUCUUUUCCUGAAUGUUUCCCAUUUAUUCUAUAAUGUGGUUUCUAUAGAAUAUAUUAUGAUGGAUGUUAUGUUAUUUCAUCUUCAUCUCUUUUUUACGUAUUGCAUCAAACUGCUCCUUUCUGAAUUUGGUGGUAAGACACCCAUUUCUUGCAAUGGGACCAGAUUGCCCCCUCCCAAUGUACUAUGACCAUUUAGUGAGAGUAAAAGUCUUAUCAUCCAUCAUCAUGUACCUAUAGCUUGUGCCAUAUGACAUAUUCUGUAUCAAGGGAUAGCGCUUAUGAAUUAUAUAUCUACACAUAUAUACAUAUCUCCCAUGUAUAAACCAGUAUAGUUGUGACAUGUGAUAAUAUUAGUGAACGUUACAGGACAAUUUUAAUAUCACAUUAUAAGGUCUUGUUUGUAAAUCUGUAACAUUCAAUAAAAUAGCACAUGUUGCAUCAAGCAUUAAGUUCCACUAUCCAGUUAUUAGCAUACAUAUGGAAUAUGCAUUUCUGGUCACAGUGUGUGAGUUAGGUAUAUUUCACACAUUUCUCUGUAUAGCUCCACUUAAAUGUCUGUAUGAGCUGAUGUGUAAACCUCUAAUGAGCCACUGUGGGUUGUGACAGGUGAGCUGUGGUAGUGUGAAAGAUGAAUUGGCAUGUUAUGCAAAAGAUUAUAAGAUGAAUGAACUUUAAUAAUAUUUUGAAACUCAACUGAACUUAGUUGUUUGUUUACAUAUGCUGGCCAACUGAGGAAGCAGUGUACAGUAUUUUAUAAAUAUUUUCCUAUAGUAAUCUGUUCUGUUGUUACCAGUUUAAGUGAUGCUAUUCUACAGUUGGGGUAUACACUUGUCCUAGGUAUUGGAUUAUAGCACAUUAUUCUUUCACAAUAACCGUGUGGUAUGACUGAGAUAGUUUCUCUUCCUUACAGUCCAGUCUUUUUUUGUGUCAACGAAAAUGCAUGCAUUGUUCCAUGAGUUUCUUUGGACUGCUAUGAAACUUAACAUUUUGCUAUUGCCUGCCUGUAAAGACGAAUCCAGUUAGGAAUGAAUUCAAGCUUUUGGAUGUUUACAUUAUUUCCAUUAUGUUUGAUCUUUAGCAAAGUGAGUGACUUUUUUAUUAUUUUUAAAUGACAAUUGUAUUUUAUGAAAUUGAAAUAUUCAACACAAAAUGCGAACCUACAGCAGUCCUCAGACAUUUGGCUCUCUCUUUUUUGGAAGAGAUAAGGUGCUACAUUAUUGUUCUUAGCACAAGUGCCAGUUAAUAAAUGGCAGUGUGGGGAUAAUUUAAAAAUAUAAUGAACACCCAAAAUAUCCAUUCAUGCACAUAAGGAAAGCCCUCUGGGUUCCAAAUAUAGACCGCUUUUUUUCAUUUUCCAUUUAUAGAUUUUUGGUAAAAAAAAAAAAAAAAAAUGAUUUGUACCUUUUGUGGAAUGGAUAGCCUUUUGUCAGGGGAUAAAUAUCUUAGUUAGGUAUAUUUUUUGUAAGAGAAGAAAAUGAUUUGUUUCCUAGAAACUGUCAGCAUGUGGAAAAUGCAACUACACAUAUAACUACUAAAAAAAUGUGCUGGUAGCAGCACAAAGCCUUAGUCCAAUGACUGCAGUCGGAACAAACAAGUAUCUCUGUCCUGAGAACAGAAUUUAUCAAAGGUAUUAGUUUAGAGUGAGCCAGUGAAACAAAAUUAUCUAUAAACUCAUGGUGCAAAUUUUUAAAACAAGUAUAAAUGUCUUGUUAUGUUGCUCAGGUUAUACAGUUAAGAGGAUUUGAUAAUCACCAGAAGGGAAAAUGUGAGCUUGUCAUUCCUGGAUUUCCCUAGGAAUGCUUAGGUAGUUGUGAGUCUCCCCCCUGCUUCAAAAUAAUAGUAUAUUUGCAUUUUUGCACAAAUAUUCACAAUUGUUUCAAAAAAGACAACAUUUUCAGUUCUGUUAAAUGAUGUCAUGUAUAGAUCACCUUCUUCAAAAGAAAUAGGAAAGCUUUAUAGCAUUAAUUUUCCCUCAUCCACUUCAAACAACAGCAUAGUCCAAACUGGGCAGAAGUAAAGCAUUGAGGUGUCUGCUUAUAUAAGGAAACACUGCAUUACUCUGGAUGGUAUUCACUGGCCUUGCCACACUUUUGCAUAGAAACAGUAGUGCUGAAUGUGGAGGGACCAACUGUCUGCACCCCAGUAAGAGUUAUGCAGCUUUAUAGCUAAUCACAGGGUGAACACUAUAGGUAAUAUAAUUUUCUCUUCUGCAAUAUUGACUACAGUUAUGGUCUUAUCACUGCUGAUGCAAAUCUGAUGGCAAAAAAAAAAAAAAAAAAAGAUUUCUAAAGAGUUACUCUGACAUUUGUCAGAGAAUGGAUUUAUUCUGCUAUCUCUAUAUUACUUUGAGUCAUGGCACAGCUUAUCCUAAGUCAUCAUCAAGUGGGCAGUCUAAUGACUGAGCCAUUGAGCCAAAGCAGUUGUGAAAGUCUCUAACCUAUUAUUUUUUGCUAUAUGCUUUCAGAUCUAUCAUAGAGCCACAGAGUACUUAUUUCAAAAAAAAGGGAUUAAGAAAAAUGUUUGAUUAUGAAAUUGCUGCUGUUUCUGCUGCAGGGAAGUGAUAAGUCUUGUUUAUUGUAGUAUUUUGUAGGGAGGGGGAAGGGGACAGAAGUGGGAAUUGGCUGUGAAAUACAAUUUUAUGCCUUCACAAGAGUAAAUUGUAUUAAAGUUAUAUUCUUCUUCCACCACUGCAGUUGUUGUACAUGAGGAGAGUCUAUAUGCUGCUACUGCUGUCUGGAACAGUGUUUGCAAUAUACUAUACUAAUAGCUAUUUAAUCGUUUAUUAUUUGGGUUAUCAUUUGUAAGUGUAUAACAAUCAUUUAUAAAGGGAGAAAAAAUGAUUAAAAUGUCAUUUUAAACAAAUUCCUACUAAUAUGAAGCUUUUCAAGUAUGAUUUGUCUAAAUGUAUAUCACUAGGGAAAAUGGUAUUUUCCAAAGGUCUACUGGAUUCACAAUGCACUUUUAGACUGUGUUUAGAUAUGUAAUAAAAAGCAGAAGUUGGCAAUUACUACAGUAGAACUUUCUGAAAUUUCUGUAACAAUUGUUUUGCAAUAAAAGAAAAG
Messenger RNA from Cygnus olor (mute swan), 11023 nucleotides. RefSeq names its product transient receptor potential cation channel subfamily M member 3 (gene TRPM3). The record is from RefSeq and is a predicted model, not a curated record. Gene Ontology annotation, cellular component: membrane. The coding region runs from base 67 to 5325 and encodes 1752 amino acids. Lineage: Eukaryota; Metazoa; Chordata; Aves; Anseriformes; Anatidae. The transcript has 25 exons. Gene Ontology annotation, biological process: protein tetramerization; monoatomic cation transmembrane transport. Gene Ontology annotation, molecular function: monoatomic cation channel activity.